This is a messenger RNA of Miscanthus lutarioriparius, 1653 nucleotides long. Lineage: Eukaryota; Viridiplantae; Streptophyta; Magnoliopsida; Poales; Poaceae. The record is from the annotation of a GenBank genome assembly.
AUGCGGUCCAACGCCAGUGGAUGCAGCAGCUCCGGAGGCGGACAAUUGCCAGCACCAUCGAACGACCGCAAUUCGAACGGAGGCCCAAACCCACACCCAGUUCCUGUCCUCGGGGAGCCGAAUCCACACCAAAGGACGCGGGGAGGACGCCCCGAUUCUUGGGAUUCCAGGAUGGAACUACACAGAAAUGGCACUAAUGGUUCCUGCCACAGCUCAUGCGGGCCACUGACAGACUACUACAUCCCUGAUUACAUACUGAAGCCGGACUCUGAACGAGUCACUGUUGAUAGUGUGCCAUGUUGCCCUGUGGUAGUCUUCAUCAAUUCUAAAAGUGGUGGCCAACUGGGAAGCAGUCUGAUAAAAACAUACCGUGAACUUCUCAAUGAAGCGCAGGUUUUUGAUCUCUCAGAAGAGGCUCCUGAUAAGGUUCUACACAGAUUAUACUGCAACUUUGAAAAGCUCAAGUCUAACGGUGACCUCAUUGCUACUCAAAUUCAGAAGAGCUUAAGGCUAAUUGUUGCUGGUGGUGAUGGCACGGCAAGUUGGUUGCUUGGAGUAGUUAGUGAUCUGAAGCUAUCACAUUCCCCUCCUGUUGCUACUGUGCCUCUAGGAACCGGAAACAACCUCCCUUUUUCAUUUGGAUGGGGAAAGAAGAAUCCAGCUACUGACCAAGCAGCAGUGAAAUCAUUCCUGGGUCAAGUAAAAGGAGCAAGAGAAAUGAAUAUUGAUAGUUGGCAUAUCAUCAUGAGGAUGCGAAUUCCACAGGAAGGCCCAUGCGAUCCUAUUGCUCCCUUAGAUCUUCCACAUUCAUUGCAUGCUUUCCACCGUGUAUCAGCUUGCGAUUCUCUCAAUUUGGAGGGCUACCACACAUUCCGUGGAGGAUUCUGGAAUUAUUUUAGCUUGGGAAUGGACGCACAAGUAUCCUAUGAAUUCCACUCUGAAAGAAAGAGAAAUCCAGAGAAGUUCAGACACCAGCUAAGAAAUCAGGGUACAUAUGCUAAACUUGGAUUUAAACAUUCCCUAAACCAUCUUUCUUCAAGGAACAUUUCUCAACUUGCAAAGGUGAAGAUCAUGAAAAGACCUGGUAGCCAAUGGGAAGAGCUCAAGAUUCCUCGCAGCAUUCAAUCAGUUAUCUGCCUCAACUUUCCAAGCUUCUCGGGAGGAUUGAAUCCUUGGGGAACACCUAGCUCUAGGAAAGUUCAAGACAGAGACCUGACUGCACCUUACGUUGAUGAUGGCCUUAUCGAGAUUGUCGGCUUCCGCGACGCCUGGCAUGGGCUCAUCUUGCUGGCUCCUAAUGGCCAUGGAACUCGUCUAGCGCAGGCCCACCGAAUCCGUUUCGAGUUCCACAAGGGAGCAGCGGAGCACACGUUCAUGAGGAUCGAUGGGGAGCCAUGGAAGCAGCCCCUCCCCAAGGAGGACGACACCGUGGUCGUGGAGAUCUCCAACCUCCGUCAGGUGGCCAUGCUGGCCAACGACCCGUGCAGGUCGAAGAGCGUGAACGACCCGUCGUCCCCGUCGUGCCACAGCCACGAGGACGACGAGAGCAACAGCCUGGAGGACGAGGACGAGUGGGAGGACGGGAGGAAGAAGUUCGGCGCGGCGGCCACCUUCAAGAUCCCUGACGAGGUCGACAUCGCUCAUCUCAGUUAG